Molecule: messenger RNA, 627 nt
Organism: Xylona heveae TC161
Lineage: Eukaryota; Fungi; Ascomycota; Xylonomycetes; Xylonales; Xylonaceae
Exons: 4
Coding region: 1-627 (208 amino acids)
Biological process (GO): GPI anchor biosynthetic process
Cellular component (GO): glycosylphosphatidylinositol-N-acetylglucosaminyltransferase (GPI-GnT) complex
Source: RefSeq, a predicted model, not a curated record
AUGUUGAAUGUUCCUGUUCGCCUCUCCAUUCGUCGCCCCUCACCGACGACUGUUUCAUAUACUGUCUCUAAUGCACCUUCUCGGACAAGCUUCUCUGCUCAGGCUACCUUCUAUGUCACAAUAAUACUACGCGUGCUACUGGCCAUCUCCGCUCUGGCCGUGGCCGUUGCCAAGUUCACACAAGUUUCUGGUGCCCAGAAAGUGCCAGGUGCUCAAAUUCUUUUUGAAAGUACGAGUCUGGGAACUUUCUCCGAUGGGAUAGCAACUAGAUUCAGCUGGAAGAUUGUCUUCCCUGCUGUAGCUGCGAUAAUCUACGCCGUGGUGCAGAAAGGCUAUACAGAAGAAUCUUUAUUAGUUAUCCGCGGUCUAGGAAUACAGACCUCCACAUCUUCUUCCACCUAUCUUUCAACAGCUGCAACCAGGUUUAUCCCGACGAAUGAGAUCAGGGAUAUAUUCAUCCACGAAGCAUUUAAAGGAUUUGAGGUACGAUUUUACCUUGCUGUGGUUGUACGAGGAGAGGAAGAUGUGGUAGUUGUCUUUCCUAACCUUCUUCCGAAGCGGAGGAUGUUAGAAGACCUGGGAAGCAGACAUGCGUCCCAAUCGGCAGGGAUAUCGAAUGUUCCUUGA